Messenger RNA from Klebsormidium nitens, 387 nucleotides. The record is from the annotation of a GenBank genome assembly. NCBI's taxonomy places the organism in Eukaryota, Viridiplantae, Streptophyta, Klebsormidiophyceae, Klebsormidiales, Klebsormidiaceae.
AUGCGGACAACGAAAGGCAAAGAGCUCCCCAUUCCCAGCGACGCCUUCUCCAGGGGGCGUCAGCAGUUCCUCACGACGCACUUCCUGCGCGCCCUCGCGGACAAGAACGCGCGAGAUGACGAGAUCCACCUCGGGCAUUGUCUCUUGAAAGGGCGGCUGUCUUCUCAACCGCGCGGCUGGACGCUAUCCGCGCGGCUGCGCGCUCGCGCGCGCAUCGAGGCGGUGCACGAGCUGGGGCACGUGUUCGGUGUGGCGCACUGCGCGCGGCGCGACUGCGUCAUGUGGUUCUCCAACACGCUGUCCGAAACGGACCGAAAGGGCGCGAGCUUUUGUCCGGAGCACGCGCGGCAACUGGAAGAGGCGAAGGGGCGAAUGGGCGUUCCGUAA